This is a messenger RNA of Rasamsonia emersonii CBS 393.64, 3864 nucleotides long. RefSeq names its product Serine/threonine protein kinase (Kcc4). The transcript is spliced from 5 exons. The record is from RefSeq and is a predicted model, not a curated record. Gene Ontology annotation, molecular function: protein serine/threonine kinase activity; ATP binding. Lineage: Eukaryota; Fungi; Ascomycota; Eurotiomycetes; Eurotiales; Trichocomaceae. Gene Ontology annotation, biological process: protein phosphorylation; intracellular signal transduction. Gene Ontology annotation, cellular component: cytoplasm. Bases 1 to 3864 code for a protein of 1287 amino acids.
AUGGACCAUGCAGCAGGCGGUGCUCGCUCUCACUCGGGACGUCAACCGCUUACUGAUGCUACCAGCAGAGUCAAUAACAGCGCCGUAGGGCCAACACGAGGGCGAGAAGCAACGGUGGAUCAUGAGCAACUGAAGGCCGUCGGGAUUCACGUCGACCCAGGCUCCUCAGCCUUGGCUGCUGAAAACAAAUGCUUGUCAGUAGUCACGGAUUCCCAAGAGGACUCGAAUCGGAAUUCGGCCAUAUCGACGACGUCAACGACAUCGGCAAAAGGACGCAGGAAGACACACGUGGGGCCAUGGCAGCUGGGAAGGACCCUAGGAAAGGGAGCAACCGGUCGUGUCCGACUUGCUAAACACGCGGUAACGGGCCAGGCCGCGGCCGUCAAGAUCGUCUCGAAGAAGUCCGCGGCAAUGGUUCAGAGCGAAAGCAUCGCAGCAAUGGAUCGGAAUGCGGGAUUUUUGAGCCUAACUCCUGGUAGCAGGCCAAUGCCAUAUGGGAUUGAAAGGGAGGUUGUCAUCAUGAAACUGAUCGAACACCCCAACGUGAUCAAGGUUUACGACAUAUGGGAGAAUCGAGGCGAACUGUAUCUUGUUCUCGAAUAUGUCGAAGGUGGAGAGCUCUUCGAUUACGUAUCGAUGAACGGGCCCCUCCCAGAAGAGGAAGCAGUUAGACUGUUUCGACAGAUUAUCUCGGGUCUGUGGUACUGCCAUCGGUUCAAUAUCUGCCACCGUGAUCUGAAGCCGGAAAAUAUACUGUUGGAUGCCAAUCACAAUAUAAAACUAGCUGACUUUGGGAUGGCUGCUCUGCAGCCUGCUGGUCACUGGCUGAAUACCUCCUGUGGAAGCCCGCAUUACGCAGCUCCGGAAAUCAUUUACGGUAGGAGGUAUCGGGGCGACAAGGCGGAUAUCUGGAGCUGCGGCAUCAUCCUUUACGCCCUAUUAACCGGAUUUCUUCCAUUUGAUGGAGGCGAUCUCUCAAAUACUCUACGCCUUGUCAAGAAAGGAGAAUAUCACCUACCACCUUGGCUUACCGUGGAGGCAGCGGACCUGAUCCAACGGAUCCUGCAGAAGAGACCGGAGGACAGAAUCAGUAUGCAGAACGUCUGGAAUCAUCCGCUCCUGAAGAAGUAUGAGACUCUCCACCAGGCGAUGUCUGACCAUCCGCUGGGUCCUCCCCCGCCGUUAACAGCCAAGGACUGCGGUCCGCCUGUGGCUAGCCGUGCGGACAUUGAUAUGGAGCUGUUGCGGAGUCUACAGACGCUGUGGCACUGUGCCAAGCCAGAAACACUGAUAGAACGACUUCUCUCCAAAGAACCAAAUCUCGAGAAAAUGUUCUAUAAUGCCCUGAUCAAGUUCAGAGACGAACAACUCGAAAAUUAUAAUGGGCAUUCUCUUGAGUAUUCCGCCAGUGAUUACCAUCACAUUUCCCGGCCACCAGCAGCGACGAGGGCAUUGGCUAGACAUUCUAAGAACGGGCGUUUACAGAGUCAGCUUCGUCGACGAUCCCAGUUCUCAAUAGUGCCGGAAGUGAGCCACCGUAGUAGCUCAGCAAAAGAACCAAAAUCUUCGCACUGCUAUGAUCCGUUCAGAGCUUCACUCAGUCCUCCUGCCGAUCCUCCUGUGGAAUAUGCAAGCGUGACAAUUCAUCGAAAGUCCUCUGAUGCCCGUCCGAUCGAAGAGCCGGCUGAGGGAACUGAAACUGCCGAACAAUCUGAGGUUUGCGGCGAGCAGCCUGAAGAAGCCAACGGCGCGCGUAGUCCUUCGAUGGAGGUCAUCAAGCGCAAUAGAAAAAGGAAAGUACAAGGAUCUACCAAUUCGAGGGCUUCUCUUGCGCCAUCUCGUCGUGGAUUCAGUCCUGCUCCGGGCGUGCGAGCUGCCAGCAGUUAUAAGCGCAAUGUUUCUUUCCGGCACAUUCGCAACCGGUCUCAAACUGCUUCUUCAAUGAAAAUCAAAAGGGAGCAAACAAUAUCCCAGAACUCAAUUGCAAAAUCUUUGGCGCGUGAUCAGAGCUCCAAGUUGAUCAGCAGCACCGUGCUUGCUUCCGUUCGUUAUAGCACCCCUGCACUGCCGAGUCCACCAGCGGUGGUUCGCACUUCCGAUGUGGUUGCAGCCGCAGGGAAGGAUCUCGAUGUUAAGAAGGUUCGACGCAGCAGCAGCUUCUGGAAAGAGGAGGCUAGGAAGGUCUCCAAUGAACUCAGCCAAAUAUGCGAGGAGGCGUUCAACCGAUGCUCUGUUUCUACCGGCCAUACCUUGGGAAGUAGCAUUGCAGGUGGCACAGACUCUACCGCGACAUCCAUUUCCAUCCAUGAGGAGGCUGAGCGGUUAAAAGCUAGCGCCAAGUCAAGCGAGCGUGAAUUACCAGAAACAGCAGAGGGCCUAUCCUGCUCGAAUACCGUCAGAGAACUUGCCGAAACCCGUCGCAGGCUUCUGGAACACUCUGCAAAGGCUGGUUCUGAGGGUCUUCCGGAAUACCUGAAGGAAGUCAUAGCGCAUCUUGACCGUCUGAUCGAACAGGACACUGCACGACAACAAAGAGGCAAAUCGGAGGAAGCAGAGCAGAGCAGACGCGCAAUAUCAGACCCUAACCCCAAGUCCGCCGUGGACACCCAUCACUUGCCUUCCAUUUCUGAAGAGCUGACGUCCCCCACGGAGAGUUCAGGUGGUUCUGAGUCGAAGGAUCCUGACCACCAAUCCUCGUCAGAGUCUUCUCGUGUCUCGUCCAGACGUGAGGAAAGGAGCACCAUUCGCAUGGUUCCAAAGGACUCCUCUUUGCCUUCGAUAGAAGAGAUCAAACCACUCAAUAUUAGGAAAAGGAACACACAGACGUCGGUGACGACGAGCCUCCGCUCUAGCUCCGCAGACUCUGCCAGUUUAUCCAGAGCUCCAAACAAUUCGCUCGAGGGUCGGAGUAACGGCACUUUCUACGGCAGCAUGCGUUACAAUUCCCGCUAUCGCAUGGCCCUGGAGCCCAUUGAGGAGAACCCACCGUGUUCACGAUGCAGCGAUGUGAGGGCCUCAUUCGUUGAGAAGAAGUGGUCAUGGUUCAGCAAGCAUAAAUCACAGACUUAUGAGGAGACGCCUCCGACGCCAAAAGACACGGUACCUGCUCAGCCGAACUCGGCAACUGGCCCUGAUGUCAAGAUUGCGGAAGUGUCCCAGUCCGCGGCAGCAGACGAGACAAAAACCGCCGCUAGGAAGUCAUCUGGAAAGAGCUUCCUUAAGAUCUUUGGCAAGAAGAAGACAGAGAGGUCAGAUUCGGGGAGCGAUAAAGCAACUCCAGGUAACGAAACUGGCGAAACGGAGGUGGCUGCUUCGACCAACACAAACGCCAGCGAUUCUACGCCUACGCAAGACCAAGACGCUUUGCCAUCUCCAGAACCGCAACCGCAGCCGCAGCCUCAACCGCAGCAGAGACCCAGACGUCAGAAUCAUGGUCACUCUGGUGCGAGCCAGAACUGGUUUGCGCGUUUCUUCCAUAUCAAGCCCGCCACGCGAGUCGUUGCCCUGCAGACAUCCAGGACGAAGGCCCGCAAAGAGGUGUACAAAACUCUGCGCGAAUGGAAGCAAUACGGCAUGGAAGACGUGCGGCUCGACAAGGCCGAGAACAUCGUCUAUGGCCGUGUCGGGGAAGGAAAUUUCCUUCGCCUCCGCCCUGUCGAAUUCUCUGUGGAGUUCUUUACCGUGCUGGAGCACGGCAGACACGCCAACCUCAGCCUAAUCCGGUUCCGACAGGUGCGUGGUGCAGCAUCCUCUUUCCAUAAGGUGGCGGAUACGCUGGAGAUAGUUCUUCGAAAGCGCGGCCUGACGGUAGAAGAUCCGGCGCGGGCAAAAAAGAUGACCAAGGUUCUGGACAACGUACGUUGA